UGGCGACCCAAUUAUUCUAUAAAUGACGUUAUUACAAUAUUUUCGCUAAAGGUGUUUGCAAAAUACAAACAAUAUUAUAUUAAAUAGGGUAAUACAUGUAUUUGCAAUGAAAUGUCGCUACGUGCAAAAGUAUUAGGAGUGGUGGAGGUGUUGCUACGAGUGCCGCCACUUUUCGUAAUAGACGAAAUUUUAAAAAUCGGUUUUGGACUCUCAGAAUAUUACCAGGACCUUUCGGACUCAUCACCUGAUUACUCAGAGUCUCUGGAUGGAAAUUAUAAGGUAGAUGAGACGUUCUCUAAUAUAACUACGUUUAUAUCCUUGGAUCCAAAGGUCUCAAAAUAUAUAUUUUUGUCUGUGAUAAGACUGCUGUUAGCAGCUGUAGGAUGUAUUUCAGCAAUGUGUAUGUUUGCUUUAAACACAAAGCAUCUCAUGGUAGUUUACCUGUAUUUGACGUCAAUAGGAAUAGCAAUACUUUCAUAUUUUACCAAUUUAAGAACUGUAAAAAAUGCACCUGUAGAAGAAAAUAUACUAGAGGAACCCAUCACCCUAAUUCAAUUUUAUAAUACUUUUAAUUUCAAAGGAAUAUUGGAGAACAGAGAACUGCUAGAAAAUUACAUUUUACAAGGAAUUCUAGGAUUUCUGUUUAUGAACAUUCAUUUAGGACCUAGAUAUUCCCUUAUUCAGAAAUUUCUGCCUAUUACCUUUUUGGGACCAUCAUUUUUUGCAUCGUUGCCUACACCGAAGGCAUAUUUGAAGCACAUUCCUACAAUAUCUGCUCUCUUGCCUUUUUCUAUAAUAUUAUCUGCCCUGUUGUCAUCAUUUGGGUCAAUUUCAAAUGCCCUGUUUAUAGGCUAUGUUCAAGCAAAAGCUUUUAUAUCAAAUUUUGGUAUAUCUGCAUUAGUCGAAAGAGAGUGGCUUCGACUAAAUGUUCCAGAAGUUUUAAGAACGUUUUGGUUAUUAAGAACUAUAGAACAUGCAGGCACAUUUUUUUUAGCUGGCUACUGGGGUAUAGAAGAUGGACAUUCACCAUAUUUCCGACUAAUGAAGUACCUGUUGGUUAGUGGAUGCGAUACCUUAACAGCUGUACUUGGUUUAACCAGUGUUGUUUCCUAUAUUUGCAAUUUCAUUGGAAAAUUUUUCCAGUGGGUGUUAUUAACUGAAGAUGAAAAUGACAGGAAUUUUGGCACUGUUUCUGCAAUAGUUUUUUAUAUAUUAGCCCUGCAGACUGGACUGACUGGGCUCGAGAUUGAAGUAAGAUUUGUUAGACUUUGUAGAAAUUUUUGUUUAUUAUUUACCGCUCUGUUACAUUUCACUCACAACAUUGUGAAUCCUUUAUUGAUGAGUUUAAGUGCUUCACAUAACCCUUCAAUACGAAGACAUACUCAUGCUCUUGCUGUGUGUGCCGGCUUGGUGGGCUUGUCUUUGUCUUUAAUGUACCUAUUGUGGUCUACACAAGACGUAUCAACCUGGUUACUAGCCGUGACAGCUUUCAGCAUUGAGGUUAUAGUGAAAGUGAUGGUCUCUUUAGCAAUUUAUUCACUAUUUUUGUACGAUGCUCGAAGAGAGUCGUUUUGGGAGAAGCUGGACGAUUAUAUAUAUUAUAUCCGAUCUUUCGGAAACACCAUCGAAUUUUGUUUCGGUAUUUUCUUGUUUUUUAAUGGUGCCUGGAUCCUACUGUUCGAGAGCGGCAGCGCCAUCAGGGCUGUAAUGAUGUGCAUCCAUGCUUAUUUUAAUAUAUGGUGCGACGCCAAGGCUGGAUGGUCAGUCUUUAUGAAGCGACGCACUGCGGUAAACAAAAUUGAAAGUUUACCAGAGGCUGAUCGAGAACAAUUACGUAACCUCGACGAUGUGUGCGCCAUAUGCUAUCAAGAAAUGCAGAGCGCCAAGAUCACCAAAUGCAAACACUUUUUCCAUGGGGUGUGUUUGCGGAAGUGGCUCUACGUUCAGGAUCGUUGUCCACUAUGUCACGAAAUCCUCCAUUUGAUCGACUCCGAUGAGAAAACGAGGUCCGACGAUCAAGAGCAGGCUGACGCGGAACCUCUGGAUAUUAUGGAACACCACGACAGGUGAUAAAGCUUCAUUGUGAUUUAAGAUUAUGGACUGGGUUUGGUCGUGUACCGUAUUGACUUUGAAACGAAGAGGUGAAAGAAGGUGGUGCUCAAGACGGUAAUUUUAUUUGAUGUGAAAAAAAAAACAAGGAAAAAUUGUAAAUACAGACUUAGAAUUUAACGAUGUUGAGGUAUUUAUAAUGUAUUUUAGGUUAUUUCAAAUUUUACUAGGGUUUUGACUUAAAUUUAUAAAAAGGUCAUGGAUUUGAAAAGAUAAUAAUUGAUUAAAUCACUUUUGGCUUAGUAAAACGAGAGUUUUUUUAGAGAAUUCAAUAAAUUAACUAUAUGUAGCACUAUACAAAUUUAAUAUAUAUUUAAGCAUUUAUCGGCAAUAUAAAUAUAUUACAUUCAGCAUUUUAUCUUAAAAUUAUCCAAAAGAAUUAGAGUAAUAGAACAAUUUCAUAUCCUAAUAUUAAAAAAAAUAAUUAUUCCUUUAGUUAAAAUAAAUAAAUAGGCUUAUAUAUUACAUUUAACUAUGGCUGAAUAGGUAUUUUUUAGACUAUAGUAUAUACUUUCCUUUCACCACAUAUGUAUAUCAACAGUUGAGUUUAAUCAAAUGAAGCUUUUAUAGCAUAUUUUUAUCUUUAGCUCAAAACUUUAGAAUUGUCUACUAUAAUAUUAAUUUUAAUAGUCAUUUAAUUUUUUUCCAUCGUUCUCCAGAUCCAGAUGCUAAAUAAACAAUAAAUAAAAACACUACAA
Sitophilus oryzae (rice weevil) is the source of this 2807-nucleotide messenger RNA. It is a transcript of the gene Trc8, whose product is annotated as protein TRC8 homolog. The transcript has 2 exons. Gene Ontology annotation, biological process: ERAD pathway. The coding region runs from base 112 to 2070 and encodes 652 amino acids. NCBI's taxonomy places the organism in Eukaryota, Metazoa, Arthropoda, Insecta, Coleoptera, Curculionidae. Gene Ontology annotation, cellular component: endoplasmic reticulum; endomembrane system. The record is from RefSeq and is a predicted model, not a curated record. Gene Ontology annotation, molecular function: ubiquitin protein ligase activity.